AAUCAUUGAGCGCCACAAUCACGGAUCGUCUUUCUCAGCUGCCGCGGCCACAUGACUGCGUUUUCUACAGCGCUCAUUUCCUACCGGGACUGUCUCCACCCCCUCCGACCUGCCUCGGCGCGGAACCGCACGGCACGGACUCGCUGCCAGCCCCGGCCCUCCUCCAGGGCUGCGUGAGCCGGUGUUUGAUUGGAUUAGAGCCGGCUAGCCUUUGCCCUCUCACCCCGCUGAUGGUGGCUGGCAGCUUCCUGCUCCCGUCGCUCCCCUCGACCGAUCGACCCACCGACCGACGAAGCCCUGCCGAAGCCGCGCGGCGAAGCGCCCUGCACGGACAGCCAGCCGACCGGGACGACACGCAGCAGCCGGAGCCGAACCGGAGCGCGACGACCGCGGCGGCCAUGCGGAGGAAAUCGAGGAUAUUGUUGUGCUUCGCGGUGCUGUGGGUGCUGGGGAUCGCCUACUACUUCUACUCGGGGACGGCGAUGAGUCGGAAGGACGACUGGGGCUCCAGCGACUUGUCCGUCCGGAACAGGGCCCACAGCGCCGACGAUAAGGCCCACAACCCGGAGACUCUGCCGCCAGGUAAAGUGCGUUGGCAGGACUUCGACCAGGACCUGUACGUCGGCGCCACCGUGGUUCGACCCGGUCAGGACCCGUACGCAAGGAACAAGUUCAACCAGGUGGAGAGCGACAAGCUGCGCAUGGACAGAGCUGUGCCCGACACCAGACACGACCAUUGCAGGCAUAAGCAGUGGAGGUCGGACCUGCCAGCCUCCAGCGUUGUCAUCACCUUCCACAACGAAGCUCGGUCUGCUCUGCUGCGAACGGUGGUCAGUGUCCUAAAGAAAAGUCCUUCUCACUUGGUCAAAGAGAUCAUUCUGGUUGACGACUAUAGCGACAACUCGGAGGACGGCGCUCUGCUGGGGAAGAUCGAGAAGGUGCGCGUGUUGAGAAACGACCGGCGAGAAGGUCUGAUGCGUUCGAGGGUUCGUGGUGCUGACGCUGCGACGGCGCCGGUCCUCACCUUCUUGGAUUCUCACUGUGAAUGCAAUGAUAACUGGCUUGAGCCUCUGCUGGAGCGAGUGGCUGAGGAUAAAACCAGAGUAGUUUCUCCUAUUAUUGAUGUCAUUAACAUGGACAACUUCCAGUAUGUCGGAGCCUCAGCAGACCUCAAAGGAGGUUUCGACUGGAACCUGGUGUUUAAAUGGGACUACAUGACUCUGGAGCAGCGACGAGCCAGACAGGGAAACCCCAUCGCCCCUAUAAAGACUCCUAUGAUAGCAGGAGGCCUGUUUGUCAUGGAUAAGGAGUACUUUGAGCAGCUGGGAAAGUAUGACAUGAUGAUGGAUGUUUGGGGAGGAGAAAACCUGGAGAUCUCGUUCCGAGUGUGGCAGUGCGGCGGCAGCCUGGAGAUCAUCCCCUGCAGCCGAGUGGGCCACGUCUUCAGGAAGCAGCAUCCGUACACGUUCCCCGGAGGCAGCGGAACGGUGUUUGCCAGGAACACGAGGCGAGCAGCGGAGGUGUGGAUGGAUGAGUAUAAGAACUUCUACUACGCUGCCGUCCCAUCGGCGAGAAACGUCCCCUACGGAAAUAUCCAGAGUCGCUUGGAGAUGAAGAAGAGAUUAGCGUGUAAGCCGUUCAAAUGGUACCUGGAAAACGUCUACCCGGAGCUGAGGGUUCCGGAUCACCAAGACAUAGCGUUUGGAGCCCUGCAGCAGGGAGGGAACUGUCUGGACACCCUGGGUCACUUCGCCGACGGUGUGGUAGGCAUCUAUGAGUGCCACAACGCCGGGGGAAACCAGGUAGCGUUGCCACGACGACAUUUACAGGAAUGGGCCCUGACCAAGGAUAAAUCAGUCAAACACAUGGACCUGUGUCUAACUGUGGUUGAUAGAACGGCCAGCUCCCUCAUCAGGCUUCAGGGCUGCAGAGAGAACGACAGCAGACAGAAAUGGGAGCAGAUCGAGUCCAACGCCAAGCUUCGCCACGUGGGCAGCAACCUCUGCCUGGACAGCCGCAGCGCCAGGAUGGGCGGGCUCACCGUGGAGGUGUGCAGCCCCAGCCUCAACCAGCAGUGGAAGUUCACCCUCAAUCUCCAGUCAUAGGGGCCUCUGCAGACCCUGCAAGAGUUGGAUUCCGGAUAGAGACACUAACAGACUCUGGUGUGGAGGUCAAAGAGAACGGCAACGGAUGGAUUAAUGGGUGCUCCUCAGCGGGUGGGCAUGUCUUCACCCCUCUCCCCCCACCUCACACCUGAACUAAAGGGCGACAUCCGCGGGGGGGAGGAGCCUGUAGACCGCAAUGGAGUAAACGGGAAACUGAUCGAUGGUGACGAUGAGGCGCUCCAUUCAACUACAUACCUCAGUGUUCUUUCAUUGAUGGUUCUGGAGGCAGGUGGCGCGUGAAUCCUUUUUGUUCUUCAACUUCCUUCAAUGCUGGUCAAACAGAACUUUGAUAUUUUUAAUUUGUAAUUAUUUUAUUUUAUUAUGUAUGUGUUUUUUUUUUUCCUCAAAGUUAAUUCUCCAAGAAGGGUUCACGGGAGUUUUUGUUGUUGUUGCCCUGUUUUGUUUUGGAAGAAUCGGAUACUGGGUGCUGUUGCUCCUCUUCCACGCGGGGCCAGAGCCCGCGGCAGCAGACGGGAGGUUCGGCUUGGGAUUUGGGUGUGGAUUGCUGUAAAGGGAGGAAAUGGACUCAGGUCCCGUGAGCUUUUCCACUCGUUUGCUCUUGGCGGUUUACAGGAUCACGGGCCGAUAGAAGGAUGCUGGGUGUGAACUGCUCCGACGGUUCAAACACCGGGUCGGCCAGACCUGCAGUUCCUGAAACUGGAAGGUGUCUUAACCUGACCUGAGGAUUUACUGUUUGUAGCACUGGCUGCUACUUCAUAUUCACUUUGUCUCUAAAAACAACACGCAAACUAAUCUCUGAUGAUUCUGUAUUUUGUUUUUUGUUUGUGUUUUUGUUCUUUUGUCAAAAAAUGAAACCAAAUUCAAAUGAGAAGCAAUUAAAUAAGUUACAUCCUUUUGCUUGUGCAGCUUAAUACCUGCUGUUGGUUCAUGCAUGGUGUUAUUCCUUUGCUGCUGUGGGGAGCUCUCCGUCUAAUAACCCUGUCCAAACUGACCUAAUGUUGAGGCUUCUCUAGAGACAGAAGGCGUUUGCUGUAAAUGGACAACAGUAACAUCAGCGAGAUGAGAUGGAGGCUUUGCAGAUUAGUUCAAGGAAACUCUCCAGGGUGCUAGACAUCGAGUCAUGAAGGGCUUUGAUGGACCGUGCUUCAUUUAGAGAGCUCACCGUUGAAACUUUGCUAAUUUCAGAUUGAGAACAGAUGUCCUGCACAACGGGCAGUUUCCAAAGUCCGGCUGCAGCUGAUGGUGUGUGAGGCUCCUCCCGGCUGCAUGUGUCAGUGCUCAGUUUUUUCUUUUCCUCUUGCUGGAGAUGAACCAUCUGUUCUCAUACUUUUAUUCUUUGUCCUCCUUACGUUUCCAUUAGAACUGAGCAGAUUUUCAGUUUUUCUUUUGCUGUCCUGACGACAACCAAUUUUUAAAUGUCACCAGACAACGAGGAGAUGCUUAUUAGCUCGUUGUUACCUGAUGAUGUUACUGAAACCAUUCACAGCGCGUGGUGGUGCUUCCUCUUCCUCCGGUCUCUGCCUCAUCCCUUCAUCCUCUCUCUGUCACCAAUCACUAACGAUGAAGGACUUCAACAUCUGUUUUGCAUUUAUUUGAAGCGACUCCUCACUUGGCAGCUUCAGGGCAACUGCAUCACAGCAUCUUACAAUUUGCAGCCAACCCUUGUUUGUAAUACCACCUGUGUUUCUGUCCUGCUCUCAUACGCACAUUAACCUGUAAUUGAUUCAUUUUUUUUCCUUUUGUUUAUUCAUCUGACAAAGGCAGCUGGCCUCGUUUGCUCUGCUGCCUGAUACUCCUGUUCCUUUGUUUUUGCCUGUCUUUGACGGUCAUGCAUCUGUAGCAGAGGAAGUGAAGGUGGAGCCGACUUAAGAAGCCUAUCCUGUGACUUGAUGGGUUGCUGCAUUGUCCCACGAGUGUGAGGCCGGAAUUAUUAUUACAGCCUGAGGGAAAUCUUGACCAGAAUCAUGGGCCCAGUUGUGUUUUAGAACUUUACUUGGAUUCAAUGCUCAUCAAGAGGCGGAUUUACUGUUGAAGACCAGAAAGAUUCAGUUGUUUUCAGAAUAUAAGUGUUAAUGAAACACUUGGUCUUCAUUUUUUGUUGGGCUUUAUGACUCUCCCACAUUUAUGCAUCCAAACAUAUGAAAUGAAACAAAACGGAUGUGUUAAAAUAAAAGUCUGAUUCACCGCUCCAUUGGGGAUGAAGAGGAGUGUUAUCGUUCUUCAUCUUGGGUUCAUGCUCCUCAUUGUGGCACCAGGAGCCAUUUGAUUUCUACUCUGAGAACUAAAUGUUGACAUUUGUUUUAUGAAGCUUACCACAUCCCAAUCUUGAUGCUUAGUCCUACUAAUGCCUACUUCUGAGCAUUGGGAGCUAAUGUCUACCAUCUUCUGUGAGGGUGGGACACUCUUGGUUUAGUGGCUUAUAGCGCCCUCUGUUGCUAAACUUCCUUUUUUUCCUUAUUUACUUAUAUUUGUCUGACCCUUUGCUUUAUAAUCUCUUACAGCUCUAGCUAACUAACUGACAUCACAGAACAGUUCCUAGAACCAACUAUCACUCACCCGACCAUGACCAAACUGUCUGCUGCAGCAGCCCAGAUAUAUCUUGUUUCAUCUUUUUCUAUUUAAUCCAGUCUUAUUGUUUUGAAGACGAACGAUUCGUUCUUUUGUUUGAUACUGUUUUUAUGUUAUUCAGAGGAAAUGACUGUAAUAAUUAAGUAGUCCAGUGCCUCUAUUUUGAUUGGAUGAUUAAAUGUUUACAUCUUUA
This is a messenger RNA of Betta splendens (Siamese fighting fish), 4887 nucleotides long. RefSeq names its product UDP-N-acetyl-alpha-D-galactosamine:polypeptide N-acetylgalactosaminyltransferase 2 (gene galnt2). Gene Ontology annotation, cellular component: Golgi apparatus. The transcript is spliced from 16 exons. Bases 231 to 2105 code for a protein of 624 amino acids. Lineage: Eukaryota; Metazoa; Chordata; Actinopteri; Anabantiformes; Osphronemidae. The record is from RefSeq and is a predicted model, not a curated record.